GCGCCCGGCCCGCCCCUAGAGUGCUCGUCUGAGUGAGGGCGGCGGGGGCUGCCAUGGCGGCCCGGGCGGAGGGAGAGGCCGCUGCUGGGAGCCCCCCCAGCCUCUUCGAGCUGAGUGGGGUGGUGGUGAGCUCCGCCAUGGGGACCCUGGAGAGAGAGGUUUGGGCACUCCCUGGACAGAUACUCCAAGGCAUCCUGCCUUUGCUUAAUAUCUAUUACCUGGAAAGGAUUGAGGAAACUGCUGUGAAAAAAGGACUCUCAACCCAGCCCAUAUGGCACAAACUCUGGAACGAUGUGAUGAAAAUCAGACCACCCAAGUCAGAGAACAUAACAAGUUGGAGGAAGAAGUUCCUUGAAACUUUCUUCUCAAAUGUCCUGCAUGGAGUUUUGGAUGUUUCUUCAGAUCAGCGCCUGAGUGACCGUCGUUUUUCACCCCUACUCCACAGCUCACGGCAUGUUACGCAGCUCACCAUCUGUAACAUGCUGCAGGGGGUAGCAGAGCUCACUGCUGAGCCCAACCAAAGAGUGCUAGAAAACCUGGCUGGCUCAUUGAGAACCUUGAAGUUCCAUCUGCUGACCUCCGAUCUGUCCAUUAGACAUUCACUAAGUUUGCUGCUUCAUCAUCUGAUCCACCAUGGAGCUGUCAGCCAGGUGUCCAUGUGUUCCUGGCCAGUUCCUGACAAAGUACUUUUAGUCCUUAUUCUGAGUAUGAGUGCUGGGUUUUGGCACCCAGGUAAGACACUUAUGCACCAGGACAGCCCUUGCAGUCUUUGCAGAGAGGAGUCUGAUGCCCAAGGCCUGCUAACUCAAGAGGAUGGUGCCCUGCUAGGGUCAAAUCAGCUGUGCUGCGGGUCUACUGAGCAAUCAGAGACUGGCCAGUGGGGUGAUAGUGAGUCAAGAAGCAAGAAGGUCCAAACUGCUUCAGCCAAAGUGCUUGAAGAAGCUGAUCCAGAUUCUCAAGUGUCUAUAGAACUGUCCAGGAGCAGUAGUGGCACUGUUAAAACUCCAAUGCUCUGUGGAUUAAGGAGCCACCCUUUGCAAAACCUAGCAUGUCAAGAUGUAAGCUGCGAGGUGCCCCCUGAGUAUUACAACAUUAAAGGAGAGUCUUCUCCUUCUCUACCAAAAAGGUCUUCUGUUGGCCCCGCUUUCCGAAAGCCCUAUAGACGGUUUAAGACUGCAGUGGGGAGGAAGCGCCGCAGCCCCAGAAGAAACCGCAGAGCUCAUGCAGACCCGGAAGAUCUUUAUGAUUUUGUCUUUGCCGUUGCUAGGGAGGAGGAGGAGACGGCAGAGUCGCUCUAUGAAAGCAAUGCCCAGGAGGGGGAAAGCAUUGAUGGCUGGGCCUCUUCCCCAGCAGACACUCCUAGCUUUGAGGGUGUGGGCUGCACGGAAGGAGGCUCUGUCGGAAUCCUUCCUCUGAAAGCGGCUUGCCGCUUCCGAAGUAUCUCCACGCUGGAAUUGUUCUCCAUCCCUCUGACUGGGGACACCUGCCGGGCUUUGGGGAACCUGCUGAGCUCUUGGGUAUCUUUAGAGAAGCUGGUUCUGUCUUACAAUGGCCUGGGCGCUAAUAUCUUCUGCAUCCUGUCUGGGCUCCGGGCCCUCUCUCACCGCAGAGACUGCAGCCUCCACGUGGUGCGUGUGAGUGACGUGUUCUCACACAUCCCCUCAGUGGAGCUUGUUCGGUCCAUCCUGACUGCCUUCCCCCGCCUUCACACACUCUCGGUCAGCUUUGAUCUCAAAAACCUGCUGGAGGGGAACAGGCCAGAAGGGCAUUCGAGCUCGGAGGCAGAAAUUCCAGAGAGCUGCCUGGAACAGUUAGAGAUCCGAUUCCCCAGAGAACCUCUGCAGACCAGUCUCCUUUGGCCUGUGUUGAAAGCCUCAAGGUCUCUCCAGCAAUUGUCCCUGGACAGUGCCACCAUUUCCUGUCCCCUGGAGUUUGGGCUCCUUCUGCAGGCACUCAAAGAGUGUAAUCCAGGCCUGAAGAGACUGAGCUUCCAUGAUGUGAACCUUGCUGACUACCAGAAGGAAGUUCUCCUCCUGCUGCAGGACCCUGUCCUUCAAGAAAUUACAUUUUCCUUUUGUCGGCUGUUUGAAAGCUGCACCACUGAGUUUCUAUCCGACAUAAUCCAAAUAGUGAAGAGAAAUUCAACUCUGAAGAGCCUCAAAUUGCCUGGAAACAGACUUGGGAAUCACAGGUUGGUUGCCUUGGCUGACAUUUUCUCUGAAGAUUCAUCCUCUUCCAUCUGCCAGUUGGACGUCAGCUCAAAUUGCAUCAAGCCGGACGGGCUCCUGGAGUUUGCAAAGAAAUUGGAGAGCCACAUCCUGCAGAGAGGCGGGCAGAUCAAGUUUACCCAUCUCCGCCUCUUUCAGAACUGGUUGGACCAAGAUGCUGCAACUGCUCAAGAGGCGCUUCGGCGGCUCAGAGCUGUGUGCAGCGUGGUCAGCAACACAUGGGACUCUUCGCAGGCCUUUGCUGACUACAUUAGUGUGAUGUAAAGAGCGCCCAGGAACUGCUAUAAGAUCGAUAGCGAUAGCUUGAAAUAAAGUUGUACAGAACAGUGCUCCCACAGACUUUGACACUGCUGUUCACAUUGUGUGCAGGAGCAGGCCCAGCUGGGAUAAGAAACUAGUGUACAGUACUAACAAAGUAGAGGCUCUUAUACCCCUCGCCCCCAAGCAAGGUAGAAUUGAUCAUGCCACUUUCAUAGUGCAAAUGGGGAAACAAACUCCGCAACAGUGAGGUUCUAGACGAAAGGGAUAAAGAAGGGGGAGGGAGGAGUAUGUUACCUGAUUCUAGCCCACUGAACACGACACAUUUAAAACAACAUUCUUGUUCACCUUACAGACUCUGAGGACUUUAAGCUGCAGUUGAAUGGUUAUUAAUGUCUGCUGGAAUCUUGCAGUUACUGAGCAUUCGAGGAGCAGCUCUGGGUCAAUCUUUCAUUUUGUGCUUGGAACACAAACUACCCUGAACACACUCACCCUCUCACACUUGUGACUAGAAAAUAAAAAGCUAAACCAAGCCAAUGCACUGGCCCGUCUUAUUUGUGGCAAAUAGAGCUUCCCCCUUGCAAGAGACACUUCAGUACAACAAAAAACUUUUGCUUGCAACCAUUUUACCCUUGGAGAGAAGUCCUUUCUUAGGCCCUGCUUUCCUUAACUUGUAUUUAUUUAAUAUUUUAUAAAAAUGUUUUAAACAGAA
Molecule: messenger RNA, 3198 nt
Organism: Terrapene triunguis (Three-toed box turtle)
Lineage: Eukaryota; Metazoa; Chordata; Testudines; Emydidae
Gene: LRRC41
Product: leucine rich repeat containing 41
Exons: 10
Coding region: 54-2492 (812 amino acids)
Cellular component (GO): cytoplasm; nucleus
Molecular function (GO): protein binding
Source: RefSeq, a predicted model, not a curated record